AUGGCAGGCGAGGAGCUUACCAUCACAUAUAUCGGUGGUACCAAUCGUACUAGGAGCCAGCGCCAGGCUGAGCUCGACAAAUGGGGAUUUCGGUGCACCUGCCCGGCAUGCGAUGAUACUUUGCAAGGCAGAGAGAGAGAACGAAAACGGGCUGAAUUGUUUGCUCUCGAUCAAAAACUCGCUAUGAACAUGCGUGUUGGCGGUGGUAUGAACAAGUCGUACAGAAAGGGGCUGCAGAUAGCGCAGAAAAUGGCAGCCAUACAAAAGUCUGAGGGCUUGCUGAAUGGAGAAUUGGGAGCCUCGUAA
Aspergillus chevalieri is the source of this 306-nucleotide messenger RNA. RefSeq lists its product as uncharacterized. The coding region runs from base 1 to 306 and encodes 101 amino acids. The transcript has a single exon. The record is from RefSeq and is a predicted model, not a curated record. Lineage: Eukaryota; Fungi; Ascomycota; Eurotiomycetes; Eurotiales; Aspergillaceae.